Molecule: messenger RNA, 3445 nt
Organism: Gambusia affinis (western mosquitofish)
Lineage: Eukaryota; Metazoa; Chordata; Actinopteri; Cyprinodontiformes; Poeciliidae
Product: phosphoribosyl pyrophosphate synthase-associated protein 2
Exons: 11
Coding region: 215-1288 (357 amino acids)
Biological process (GO): purine nucleotide biosynthetic process; 5-phosphoribose 1-diphosphate biosynthetic process
Cellular component (GO): ribose phosphate diphosphokinase complex; cytoplasm
Molecular function (GO): ribose phosphate diphosphokinase activity; magnesium ion binding
Source: RefSeq, a predicted model, not a curated record
ACUACGUCAGUCAAAAACCCAGAACGUCACGAAGUCAGACAGUCGGACUACGAACAGGUUGAAAAGCCCCGGAGGCUCGAAGCUAUAUUCAAAUACGGCUGGUUGCAGGUUGUGACCGGAUCUGAUACACAAGCUGGAAGGUCUCAGCGCAGCGUGGGUGCCCAGGGAUCCACUGCCUGAGUGCGGCGAGAGCGGCGGCCGAGACCCCAGAGACAUGAACCACACCAAGGGCGGCUUGGUGAUCUUCACCGCCAACUCGCACCCGUCGAGUCGCGAGCUGGGCAAGAGGAUCGCCGAGCGGUUAGGGGUGGAGCUGGGAAAGGUUCAGGUGUACCAGGAAGCAAACAGAGAAACACGGGUACAAAUUCAGGAAUCGGUGCGAGGGAAAGAUGUCUUCAUCAUCCAGACUGUAUCAAAGGACGUCAACACCACCAUCAUGGAGAUGCUGAUCAUGGUGUACGCCUGCAGGACGUCUUGCGCGCGCAGCAUCACCGGCGUCCUGCCCUACUUCCCCUACAGCAAGCAGUGCAAGAUGAGGAAGAGGGGCUCCAUCGUCUCCAAGCUUAUCGCCUCCAUGGUGUGUAAAGCCGGCCUCACCCACCUGAUCACUAUGGACCUCCAUCAGAAGGAGAUUCAGGGCUUCUUCAACAUUCCAGUGGACAAUCUGAGAGCGUCUCCGUUUCUGCUCCAGUACAUCCAAGAGGAGAUCCCCGACUACAGAAAUGCUGUAAUUGUUGCGAAAUCUCCGGCUUCUGCUAAAAGGGCGCAGUCGUUCGCCGAGCGGCUGCGUCUCGGCAUCGCGGUGAUUCACGGAGAAGCUCAGGACGCUGAGUCGGACCAGGUAGAUGGACGCCACUCCCCCCCCACGGUCAAGACCACCGGAGCCAUUCACCCGAGCAUGGAGAUACCAUUGCUGAUCCCUAAAGAAAAGCCUCCAAUCACGGUGGUGGGAGACGUAGGGGGACGCAUCGCCAUCAUAGUGGAUGACAUCAUCGAUAACGUCGAUAGCUUCGUGGCGGCGGCAGAGACGCUGAAGGAGAGAGGAGCCUACAAGAUCUUUGUCAUGGCAACGCACGGGCUCCUCUCCUCGGACGCCCCGAGGUUCAUAGAAGAGUCCGCCAUUGACGAGGUGGUGGUGACCAACACGAUCCCCCACGAGCUCCAGAAGCUCCAGUGCCCGAAGAUCAAAACGGUAGACAUCAGCAUGAUCCUGUCGGAGGCCAUCCGCCGCAUCCACAACGGAGAGUCCAUGUCCUAUUUGUUCCGCAACAUCGGUGUGGACGACUGAGUCGCGCGUCCCACUUUUUAUGUGACUUUCUAUCCCUGUGGGAACAGUCCUUUAAUAUGUUGCACCUCCUUUCCCUCUCACACUAACACAGCUUCAGAGCCAGAGGUUAAUCUAUUGGUUGGUUUGAGGUCAGGUUAGUGUUUAUGCUGGAAUACAAAACGAAAUCCACUCUUGUUAUGCUAUAUUUAUGUUUUUUCGUAGCUCGUAAUCCUGCACAGCCUAAUUCUAACAGCUACCUUCAAGGUCUUUCACUGACAACACGAUGACAAACCCAGUUUACAAACUUCCCCAACUGACACACAUCUGCUCUUCCUUAAACUAUUCACACCCCUUGAGUUUUUCACAUUCUGUCUUGUUACAAUCACAAACAUCAGUGCGUUUUAUUGGGGUUUUGAUUGACAGACCUGCUAAGUAAAGGAAAAUUCUAUACAUUUUGAUACUUUCUAUCCCCACCACAUGAUGCUGCUGCUACAUUUCACUGUGUGGAUGAUGUGUUCAGGGUAAUGUGGCUGGUUUGUGCUCUGCCUGGCGUUCAGGGCGCAGCCGCUCGGCGAACGACUGUUGCUUUUGGCCGGCCUUCAGUGGUGGCUUUCUUUUUGACUUUCAAAGGUUACAACUCUGUUGCCCUUUUUCACUUUAAAGUUUGCGUUCUACACGUUUUUUUCCCCUCCCCUUAUGGGAAUGACCUGGAGUUGGAGUGAAAGAUUGAAGUGUACCUACAAAUAUUUAAUAGAGUGGAACAGAUAAAUCAGCCCCAGUUUCUUUAAUUCUUUAAUUUAGGUGAUAUCUACCUCCGCAAAGAUCUGAAAACCAGCCACUGUCCCCUUAACAAUAGUCACCCCACCUUUGCCAACUUAGCAACUUUGUUGCUAUAUUUAGCAACUCUUCAAAAUCGUUAUCAAAUCCUUCAGAAAUUUUAGUCAGUGCACCCCUAAAUGUUAGACCUCCCAUCUACAUGAAAUCAUCAAAGAUGCAUACCAGCGGUUUGUUGCAUCUCCAGGAUUGUGAGACGAGUGCAACCUGAUGAUGUUGGGCAAAUCAAAGAUGGCGUCCACGCAGACCAGACACAAGCCGCUUUUUGUGGGCCUGCUAUUAAAGCUGCAAGCUCUCAAAGUGCACAGGCGGAAUACAAAUGGGAAAAAAAUACUUUUCUGUUGAAGUUCGCAAACAUUGAUGUUUGAGGUUAUAAUUUGACAGAAUGUGGAAGAACCUCAUUGAUCAGUCUUUAAUGGAUAUGGACUACUGCCUAGCCCUCCACUGUCUAAACACUUCAUUAUCUUCCUUAUUUGCCUUCUCUAUUUUUUCACUUUAAAAACUAAUUUGUAUUGUCAAUUAUUUUGCAAUGAAUGUCUCCUGAUUUGAUCUGUUAGAGGUUGUACUGAGUCGGUGCCUUCUGCAGGGGUUUGAACACAAGCCUUCACGGCUUCGCUGCAUAUCUGUUAAUGUCACUGAUUGCUUAUUGAAACGGCUGGAUUAUGCAGGUUGAAGCUAAUUAUCCUAUGCUGUGUAUCUUUCAAUAGAGAUGUCUUUUUUUUUUUAUACUUUUUUUUCAGGUUGAUUGAUAGUUUAGCUACCAGCUAGCCAUAUAUCUGUAGUUGCCAUAGAGUUAGAUUAUGAUGUGUCAAAUGUUUGUAUUUUAUUUUUUAAAAUUUAACUGGAAUUAACAGAAACAUUUUCAAAAUUCUAACUGGAAAUCAGAUUUAAUACCCAAUCACCUGUGUAACGUUUUUUCAUUAAUAAUCCAUAUGAAUCAUUGUGCCAUCUUUACAGUGCUUCCAUUUAAUGUUUGGUUCUGCCAUAAAUGAGCAACAUUUGUUGGUAAAUCUGAGAAACUUAAUUGUCUUUUACAUUUUUUUUAUUAUUAUUUUUAGAUUUGAAGGUGGGAAUAAAAUAAUGUUACAUGGUCAGAAGGUUUGUAAUGAUGAUUAAAUGGGUAAAUAUUUGAUCCCUGGAUCUGUGUGGAGGAGAUGAGUUUAGUUUGUUUUAAUAGGAAUUGUUCCAAACUGGAGCUGGAACUGAUAAACGGGCUUUUUUUCCUGACACACAAAGCUUGACUGAAGCAGGUCUUUGUUACCUUGCCUGAUAUUACAAAAUAAAAAAUUGUUUUUAUAUUUAUUUUCUGCACCAAAAAAGGAAUAAACAUGUUCUAAAAAGAAA